This is a messenger RNA of Chinchilla lanigera (long-tailed chinchilla), 7183 nucleotides long. It is a transcript of the gene Usp13, whose product is annotated as ubiquitin specific peptidase 13 (isopeptidase T-3). Lineage: Eukaryota; Metazoa; Chordata; Mammalia; Rodentia; Chinchillidae. Gene Ontology annotation, biological process: protein deubiquitination. The record is from RefSeq and is a predicted model, not a curated record. Gene Ontology annotation, molecular function: protein binding; zinc ion binding; cysteine-type deubiquitinase activity.
AACUCUGAAGGUGGACUCUAUGUGUGCAUGAAUACGUUUUUGGCCUUUGGAAGGGAACAUGUUGAAAGACAUUUUCGAAAAACCGGACAGAGUGUAUACAUGCACCUGAAAAGACACGUGCGAGAGAAGGUAAGAGGGGCAUCUGGUGGAGCUUUACCAAAAAGGAGGAAUUCCAAGAUUUUUUUAGAUCUAGAUACUGAUGAUGAUUUAAAUAGCGACGAUUACGAAUAUGAAGAUGAAGCCAAACUUGUUAUAUUCCCAGACCACUAUGAAAUAGCACUACCAAAUAUUGAGGAGUUACCGGCCCUGGUAACCAUUGCUUGUGAUGCCGUUCUCAGUUCAAAAUCUCCGUACAGGAAGCAGGACCCAGACACGUGGGAAAAUGAAUUGCCAGUAUCUAAAUACGCCAGUAACCUCACCCAGCUGGACAAUGGAGUCAGGAUUCCUCCAAGUGGUUGGAAGUGUGCCAGGUGUGACCUGCGGGAGAACCUCUGGUUGAAUUUGACGGACGGCUCCAUCCUGUGUGGGAAGUGGUUCUUUGACAGUUCUGGGGGCAAUGGGCAUGCGCUGGAGCAUUACAGAGACAUGGGCUACCCUUUGGCUGUGAAGCUGGGAACCAUCACUCCGGAUGGGGCAGAUGUUUAUUCUUUCCAAGAAGAGGAACCUGUGUUGGAUCCUCACUUGGCCAAGCACUUAGCACAUUUUGGAAUUGAUAUGCUUCACAUGCAUGGGACAGAGAACGGGCUCCGGGACAAUGACAUCAAGCCGAGGGUCAGCGAGUGGGAAGUGAUCCAGGAGUCGGGGACAAAGCUAAAGCCCAUGUAUGGCCCCGGGUACACGGGCCUAAAGAACUUGGGCAACAGCUGCUACCUCAGCUCAGUCAUGCAGGCCAUCUUCAGUAUCCCAGAGUUCCAGAGAGCGUAUGUUGGAAAUCUUCCAAGGAUAUUUGACUAUUCGCCUUUAGAUCCAACACAAGAUUUCAACACACAGAUGACUAAGUUAGGACACGGCCUUCUCUCAGGCCAGUAUUCAAAGCCUCCGGUGAAAUCUGAGAUCAUCGAGCAGGUGAUGAAGGAGGAGAACAAGCCUCAACAGAAUGGGAUCUCUCCACGCAUGUUUAAGGCCUUCGUCAGCAAGAGCCACCCGGAGUUCUCCUCCAACAGACAGCAAGAUGCCCAGGAAUUUUUCUUGCAUUUGGUGAAUCUUGUAGAGAGAAAUCGCAUCGGCUCCGAAAACCCAAGUGAUGUUUUCCGGUUUUUGGUGGAAGAACGGAUUCAGUGUUGCCAGACCCGAAAAGUGCGCUACACAGAGAGGGUGGAUUACCUGAUGCAGUUACCUGUGGCCAUGGAGGCAGCAACCAACAAAGAUGAACUGAUUGCCUAUGAACUAACGAGAAGGGAGGCAGAAGCAAACAGAAGACCCCUCCCUGAACUGGUGCGCGCCAAGAUACCAUUCAGUGCCUGCCUUCAGGCCUUUUCGGAACCAGAAAAUGUCGACGAUUUCUGGAGCAGCGCCCUACAGGCAAAGUCCGCGGGUGUGAAAACAUCUCGCUUUGCCUCAUUCCCCGAAUACUUGGUAGUGCAGAUAAAGAAGUUCACUUUUGGUCUUGACUGGGUUCCCAAAAAAUUUGAUGUUUCUAUUGAUAUGCCAGAUCUCCUUGAUAUCAACCAUCUCCGAGCCAGAGGGUUACAGCCGGGAGAGGAGGAACUUCCGGACAUCAGCCCCCCCAUAGUCAUUCCUGAUGACUCAAAAGAUCGUCUGAUGAACCAACUGAUAGACCCCUCGGACAUUGAUGAGUCAUCGGUGAUGCAGCUGGCCGAGAUGGGCUUCCCUCUAGAAGCGUGUCGGAAGGCUGUGUACUUCACUGGCAACAUGGGGGCCGAGGUGGCUUUCAACUGGAUCAUCGUCCACAUGGAAGAGCCUGACUUUGCUGAACCAUUGACCAUGCCUGGCUAUGGAGGAGCAGCAUCUGCUGGAGCCUCUGUAUUUGGUGCUACUGGAUUGGAUAACCAGCCUCCAGAGGAGAUUGUAGCUAUCAUUACUUCCAUGGGAUUCCAGAGAAAUCAGGCUGUGCAGGCACUGCGAGCAACGAACCAUAACUUGGAAAGAGCACUGGAUUGGAUCUUUAGCCACCCUGAGUUUGAAGAGGACAGCGACUUCGUGAUUGAGAUGGAGAAUAAUGCCAAUGCCAACAUUAUUUCGGAGGCCAAGCCUGAAGGACCUAGAGUCAAGGAUGGAUCUGGAACAUAUGAACUGUUUGCAUUUAUCAGUCACAUGGGAACAUCUACAAUGAGUGGCCAUUAUGUAUGCCAUAUCAAAAAAGAAGGAAGAUGGGUGAUCUACAACGACCACAAAGUCUGUGCCUCAGAACGGCCUCCUAAAGACCUGGGAUACAUGUACUUUUACCGCAGGAUACCAAGCUAAACCUCAGACAUACAAGUUGGCAAGAAGAAGCCAUAUGCCUUUUUAAUUUGCCAAAAAAAAAAAGAAAAAAAUGAAAAUGAAAAAGAAAAAUGUUGGGACAGCCAGAUAUGAAGAAGUACAUUGGGUAUUUAUAGUUUAUUUAAAGAGCACGAUCAUUGGACACCUGAAAAAGAACUGGGAAGAAAUUUCUAUUGGUGAUGAUACUCUAUUGUAGAUAGUUUUAUAAAUGUCCAAGGAGAGGGUGAUAUAAAUGAAGCUAUCCGUAUUGCUGGUGUGGCAUCUGCCACCAGCAUAUCAAAAAUGGAGACAUGCCCCCCAGCCCUCUGUUGUACUUUGGGGGUCAGUAGUAGUGGCCUCCAGAGAACUCAAUCAAUGUGGCCAGUAGUGUGGCCUCAACUACAGUAAACAAAAGCCCACUUCUGUUUCAUAUGGAAAAUCAGCAGCCAAGCUGGGCUUUAUUUGUGGCAUAGUUUUUUUUUUCAUUAUGCACAAUAAUUUCGGGCCUAUUCAUGUAUAAUAGAACAUCUGUAAUGAAAGCUAUUUUUAAUUUAAAUCAUAUCAAAAUUCAUAAUACAGCUGUGUGAAUGUGUGUGAGAGUGAGUGAGAGUGUGUGACCUUGAUAGUCCACUAGAAAAUCUGUGAUGGGUUGGUUUUUAAAGGCUAAAUAGUUGGUAUUAAGCAGACCUGGAAAAGGCAAGUAAGUAUUUUAACAAAACUAUAACUCAGGAACAGUUUUAAAAAAAUUAGUUCCCCACUUGGAUUUUAAGGAGUGGAAAGGGCCGAGUUGUCCUGUGUAAGUGCUGUCAAAAAUGUACCUGGGUUUGGACAUUUGGUGGUCGAACACCAGAUGCCCACUGCAGUGUAGUAUUGUACUUUCCCAGAGGUAGAUGGACUCUCUCAACAGCCCAUCCUUAAAAGACUCGGUGGUUAUGUUUAGUUAGAACAGCAACCUCGUAUUAUGACAUGGGAUAGCUCCCUGGAGUCCCAUUAAAUGCCCCACAUUUGUUUCUCAUUUUCUCAUCUCUGAGCUCUUCGCCAGUCUCUGUGUCCAUGUUUUUCUGGACCCAGUUGCAUCUCUUGCCUUUUUUGUUUUAUCACCUCCUGACUUGCCCUUGGUGCUUAUUUUCUAUCACCAACACCGUGGUCUUUUAUCUUUAGUUUUAUCUUCUUAACCUGAUUAAUAAAAUUGUUGCAAAAAAAAUAAAUUGGGCACUUUAAGGGUUUCUGAUGCAAAGAAACUUCAUGGGGUGUCUUGAAAGGCCAUCCUUUUCCUUUUGGUUGUUUCAGUGUUUGAGUUGUAAGGUGGAAUUAGAUCAGUUUCAGAUGUGAUACAAAGUGGAAUGGCAGCAUUUACACCAGAUUCCAGUCCCUGGACUUUCUGCUUCAGAUAAUUCAGUCAAAUGAAAAAGACUUUAUUGCUGUCUGCCUAACAAAAAACUGUGAGGAAGUAGAGCAGAACUGAUUGAAUGAAAAGAAUUAGGAUGUAGUAAGUUCAGGACCAUCAGGAUUCUGUUGUGAUGGCCCCUGUCUCACAGGAAAUCACGUAUGCCAUGUAAGCGAGGGACAAGGAGCAGAGCCCAAGGCCGGUGGCCUGGAGACCUGGGUGCUGCCACUCGCUGGCUGUGGACCUUGGGCAAGUCCCUCAUGCCCUCAUCCGCACAAUGGUGUGAUAACACCUGCCCUUUCUUUCCCGCCGUGCUCUGAGGCCGUGGCGAGGUCUGACAGCAUGAGCCCUUACAGAGCAGAAGGUGGGUGCCAGGGUGGGUCCCAGUAGAGUCUGCUCCCUGCCUUUUCUCAUCUGAAGUUUUCUUCAAUCUGGGAACAGGUGACAUUGGCAGAAGGAGGGAGCUCAUGGUGCAGAAACUCUACUAUGCUAUGCCCACUCGUGUCGCCUUCUAGUGUUGACUUAAAUCCCAGAACAGUCCUACUCUGUUGUCCAAGUCCCAGCUCCCAUGGAAAUCCCCACGCUAAGCAGCCUUACAAAUCCAGUCCUCUUAGGGCUGAGUAUCGAUCGGAGAGUACUGAUUCCAAACAUGCAUCAAAAACGGCUUGUUUUCAGUGACGUUGCAAAGCCAAGGCCUAUUCUUGGGGCGUGGGUGGGUGGGAGGAUAAUUGGGUGUUUGUGUUGAAAUCUGAACAAAGAUAGCAUGUGUAUUUUGAACAAAAAGAAGAUUUUAUAAUAAAACUUUGCAAAAUCAAUAAAGUAAAAUCCACAUUUAAGAUUAAAGGCUAUACACUAUUUAAUUUCCCUGUGUAGAAAAAAAGGAAUUUAGCCCUUUUGAUGCCUAAACAUAUUGUAAGAAAGAGUACUAUGGCUGCCUUUUUUCUGCCUCAGAAAACAAAGGGCUAUUUCUACAAGGCCAAGUUUUGUAUUUAUGUUACUCUUUAUUUCAGACAGACAGGAAAACUGGAGCAAGCAAUGAGUUUCUUGGGUGAAGAUGUAUUUAUAUGUAUCUCUUAGUAUACACAAAGCAGGUUUCCCUGGAAUAAAAGUGAAAUGUAUUGCUUGGUUUUACACACAUGUGUCGAUGAGACUAUUUGUGAUGGAGAACUGGAAUGAUGUGUGCAUUGUGUCAGCUAAUCAGCCUGUUAGGACUCGUCUGUGAGCCGUGGUGGUAUAAUUGUGAAAUCCUCACUGUCUGUAGGUGUCUGUGUGGCACUUUCUUCCUGUAAAUACCUUUUGAUAUCCGUUUGUGUACAACCCCAAUGAAUGUGUCUUUGGAAAAUGUAAUGUAUGAAAGUUUUAAUUUUGUCAAUUGAUCUAAAUGCCCAAGUAACUAAUCAAAAAUCCUGUUGGGUUCAGAUUUGUAUUUUUCUUUUAAAAGAAAAACAAGUACAUAGAAAAGCUGAUUGGAAAAACUCAUGUUUGAGUGACCCUGACAUCAGUAUUUUGGAGUUGAAUAGCCUCUUGAACCUACAAGAGAAUGUGCCUGCCAUUUCCCUGCCGCUCAUUUUGGGCUCUCUGCAGCUUUUAUUCCCUGUUCCUGCAGCCCCAAGCAAGAGCCCCCGGAUUUGUAGCCUGAUUCUGCCUCAAGUGCGGUAGGGCUGAAUUACUUUACCUCUCUGAGCUCUUUUCUUUAAAAUGAAUGGAUCAGAUGAGCUCAGAAGUCCCUUCCUGCCCUAGCAUCUUGUUCUAUUUUUAUUUUCCUGUGUUUACUACUAGAAUCAGACAUAUGAAAUAUGGGGAUCAUUUUAAGGCUUAGAUGCCAGGUUUUUAGAUUGUUACAGCUUAUACACCUCAGCAUAGGAACUGUCAUUUUUCAUGUCCCCAUCUCAUUUUUAUUCCCUGCUCCAUUUAUCUUUGCUUCAGUCAUCAUGCCAUACUUCUCCACUCUUCAAACUUACCAUUUCCCAGUCCAUGAAGUAGUUUGCUGCUGUUUCCGUCAUAGAUAAAAAUCCACUUCAGAUACUUUCUUGGAAAGCUUCAGCUAAAUCUGUAAAAUUUGUUGACUGUUUGAAAAUUCUGACUUACUCACAGAUAGCUGGGAUCCCCUAGUAAGUGCUGACAGCCUGUCUCUCUCAGCAAGGAUAUCUCUGCCACCAUGGAGACAUCACUGCUGCUAAAUCUCACCGUCAGUCCAAGUGGUGUGCGGAGAGAUUGCUGGGGGUGGGCGCAGGCCGGAGGAUGGGAUUAGAUGAAAAUGUGAUUCUGCCCUUUAGACAGAAAAAUCCUAGGUGACAGAAAAGGAUUCUGUGUAAUCUUGGUGUGUACGAUUGCCUACACAGUGUCAUGGAGAUUUCUUAUUCCGCAAAUUGUCCUAAAAGAGUUUGUGUUAGAUUCUGUAGACCUCUACACCUCAGCGUGAUCAUUAGUAACCACGUGUUGCACAAUGACCACUUGGGAUGUGGCCUUUCCAGACAGAGGGUGCUGUACACAUAAAAUGCACACCGGAUCUUGAAUAUACAUACCAGGAAAUGCAUAUCGGAAAAAAAGGGUAUGCAUAUUUCAUCAAUAAUUUCGAUUGAUUACAAAGAGUAUGUUGGCUAUACUGACUAAAUAGAAUAAUAACUUCAUAAAUAUUAAAAGACAUCUUACACUUUUAAUCUCUUUUGAAUGUCCUACUGAAAAAUUUAAAAUCAGAUGCAUGGCCAUUGUCGUACUUGUAUGAGACAGGGCUGCGCUAGCUUCAGUAAGAGGCAGUGAAAUUCCAUAUGUGGGAAGAUGAUUUCUGCAAAGCAUCCGAAUAGAUGGAAGCAUCGCAGAUAUUUUUGCUGGAGUCAGAUGCCCUGUGAGACACAGAACACCUCCCAUAAAACAGAAGAUUUUUCUGCCUAAAGUCAUAUAUAUUAUAUGUAUCUCCCCAAUGAACAAACAAAAGCAAGUGGGCCCAAACUGCCUCGCUUCAGCUUUGCCUAGGAGUCCCUGCCUUUGUGCUUCACUUUCUAGCAUUUUCCAGGUGCAUUAGCCACACGAGGGUGAUGGGCACGUUGGCCUCGUGGCGGGCAACAUUCUCUUGAGGUCCCCCCUCCCCCAGGUACUGUUUCCUCUCUUCAAAGCCGAGUGUGUUAACUGCUGUGCAAAUCUUGCUGUUCCCCAUGUUCUCUGCCUUGGCAGAGGCUGAGCCUGUGGCCUGUGCCCCCUGCCCAGCCGGUUUUGGUGUUGGUUCCUGAAAGAGUUUGUAUUUAUUUUAUUUUGCACUAGUCACAGUUGUUGUUUAAAUUCUUUCAAAUGUUUUGAGAGAGUAUUUGCCUGUGAUGGAAAGAGAGAUGGAUGAUUUCUUGCUUUGAUUGUUUUAAAUUAAAAGCUAUUCUCACAAUC